UGCGGGGCGGAGUGGAGUGGCUGUGGAGGCUGAGGCCGCAGAGCGCGCACGUGCGAUGCCCCAUUUGUUCCUCUGCAGUAGCUGCUGGCCGACCUGGCCGUGGCCUUCAGAUCUCAGCAGCGACUCUGCUGCCCUCCCGCCUGACAGCCGCUUUGUGCUCUGCCCUCAGUCUGUCCCGCUGAGGGACCUGGCCGGGUGACCGCAGCGCACUUUAUUAGCAGUUCUCGCUGGGUCUUACCCCGUCACGGUCCUGACUCCUCAGAACCAAAACAAUUACAUGAAGGAGGAAGUUUCAAGAUUGCAGCAUUAGCAUUUCUGGGGACAGCUUUGAUUGAAGAGUGAGGUUUCUGAAUAAGCAUUUAGAGCAGGCCUGGAAGACCCCACGGCAGAGCAUCCCAGUGACCAGCUAUUUUCCAAGAACAGAAGAAAAUGAUCCAGUCCCAGCCAUUGCCACGAGAGAUUCGUUUUCAUUUGUGUGGUGUGCACUGAUCUUGAGUAGAAAAACAGGUUAUUUUCUGUACUGCUAGAACAAUGCACUCUGAUCUUCUCCAGAAGGAACUGGGAUUUGAUGUGAUCUGCCUCCUCCAGACUGUUCUCAGUGAGUCGCUGACGCUGGAGGAUGUGGCCGUGAAGUUCACCUGGGAGGAGUGGCAGCUCCUCGCCCCUGCUCAGAAGGACCUGUAUUGGGACGUGAUGUUGGAGAACUGCAGGAACCUGGUGUCCGUGGGGUGUCAAGCCAGCAAGCCUGAUGCCCUCUCCAAGUUGCUAGGAGGAGAACCGAGGACAGUGGAAGAUGCAAUCCGUGAGGCAAACAGUCCAGAAAUCUGGGAAAUUGAUGAUCAUCUACUAAAACUCUUACAGAGAGAAAGCAAGGUGAACAGGAUGGAACAGUGGCAUGAACACAGUGCCUUUGAAAAUUCUGUUCAUCAGCACAGAGCUCAAUUUCUACUAAGGCAAAAGCAUGGUAUAUUUAACUUACAUGAAAAAAGUAUGAAACCAAACUUACCUUUGGUUGACCAGAGCAGACACUGUGAAAUAAAGAACUUUGCUGAGAUUUCUAGAAAUGGGGAAUCCUUUCUCCAUGUUUCUUGUGAACAAUUUCAUACCGAAAUUAAAUUCCCUGCAAAUGGAAAACUCAUCAGCACUAAAUCUCAGUUCACUCGUCCCAAGCCUCAGAAUACUCAAAAAGUAGAGAAACCUCAUGUAUGCAGUGACUGUGGGAAAGCCUUCAUCAAGAAGUCUUGGCUGACUGAUCACCAGAUCAUCCACACUGGUGAGAAGCCCCAUAGAUGUCAUCUGUGCGGGAAAGCCUUCUCCAGGAAGUUCAUGCUCACAGAACACCACAGAACCCACACAGGUGAGAAACCUUACAUAUGCACCGAAUGUGGCAAAGCCUUUCUCAAGAAAUCACGGCUCAACAUACACCAGAAGACUCACACUGGAGAGAAGCCCUAUAUAUGCAGCGAAUGUGGAAAGGGCUUCAUCCAGAAAGGAAACCUCAUCGUUCAUCAGCGAAUUCACACAGGUGAGAAGCCUUACACAUGUGGUGAGUGUGGGAAAGGCUUCAUCCAGAAGACCUGCCUCAUAGCUCAUCAGAGAUUUCACACAGGGAAGACUCCCUUUGUGUGCAGCGAAUGUGGAAAGUCCUGUUCACAGAGGUCGGGGCUCAUCAAGCAUCAAAGAAUUCACACGGGAGAGAAGCCCUUUAAAUGCAGCGAGUGUGGGAAAGCCUUCACCACAAGGCAAAAGCUCAUUGUCCAUCAAAGAACUCACACAGGAGAGAGGCCCUAUGGCUGCAGUGAGUGUGGGAAGGCUUUUGCAUACAUGUCUUGUCUGGUUAAGCACAAGAGAAUACACACAAGGGGAAAACAGGGAAAUUCAGGCAAGGUGGAAAACCCCACAGACGGAGACAGCUCAUUGCAUACCUGUGAUGACCACCAGGAGAAGAGCCCUGUUAACACACUGACUACUCAGGUGCCUUCUGAGGCCCCUCAGACAGCAGUGAACGUCAGUGGGCUCCUCACUAACAGGAAUUUGGUCUUUGGGGGACAGCCAGUGGCCAGAUGUACACCCUCAGGGGACAGCAUGGAAUUCACACAGGAGAGAAACCUCACAAAUGCAGUGAACAUGGUUGUGCCCCCAGUGAUAAAUUAUGUAUUAUAUUAUGUCACAGAAAACCCAUAGGGAGAGGCUCAGAUUUA
Messenger RNA from Ictidomys tridecemlineatus (thirteen-lined ground squirrel), 2201 nucleotides. The record is from RefSeq and is a predicted model, not a curated record. NCBI's taxonomy places the organism in Eukaryota, Metazoa, Chordata, Mammalia, Rodentia, Sciuridae.